GGCCAGUGUGUGCGGGUCCGCGGUGAAGGGAGGGCGUCGCGCCGUGUGAGCAGAGCAGCGACGCGGCAGCCAGCUAGGCCCAACGGCGGCGUGUCGCGUGCGGUGGUGCUGCCGCCAACGCUCGCCGGGGCACCACGGCGGCGGGGACCCAGGGAACACUAGAGUGGCGACCCAACCAACCACAUGAACCUCUCCACUCAAGCUCUCCACCGUCAAUCUGUGAAUACGUGAAAGAAACCAGUACAAGACCCGUCAGCCCCUGAAAAGAGACCAACAACUCAGCCCCUUACUCAACUAGUCCCUCAUGAAAUAGCCCCUUCCAAGCCCCUGCCUGCUCAGCCCCACAAACUCUGCAGCCGAUACCAGUGAAUAGAAGAAACAUACCAGAACAAGACCCGUUAGCCCCCCAAAAUAGAAGACCAACAACUCAGCCCCUUACUCAACUAGCCCCCUCUUAGCCUCCUCAAGCUCUCCUCCGCCAAUCCCGUCAGCCACUGUUAACAAAGCCCACAAUUCAGCCCCUUCCUCAGCUAGUCCCCUCCAGAAAUAGCCCCUUCGUAGCCCCCUUCAAGCCCUCCACCGUCAACCUGUGAAUACGAAACAGACAAGAGCAAGGCCAGUCAGCCCUAUUAACAGAAAACCAACAACUUAGCCCCUCUCAGCCAAUCCCCCACAGAUACAGCCCCUUCCUAGCCCUCUCAAGCUCUCCUUUGUAAAUCGGUGAAUACAAGAAACAGACCAAAAGAACACCCUCAAAUCAGCCCCUCUCUAGCCCCCUCCUAGCCCCCUGUAUGUAAGGGGAAAGGGAGGAAAUCUUGCCUUGAGAGAGACAUGAGAGUAAAAGGCUUAAGGAAGGAGUGAGGAAGAGGAGAGGAGGAGGAGGAGGAGGAGGAGGGGGAGGGGGAGGAGGAGGAGGAGAGGAAGAGCCCAGCAUGUCAGGCCUCCUCUUCCUGCUGCUGCUGCUGAUGGCGGUGACCCUCAAUGGCUCCGUGCAGGCCAUCCGUAUAGUGGAGAUGCAGGUCCCGCAGAUCGUUGAGGUCGGCAAGACGGUGCACCUGGCCUGCCGCUUUGACCUGGAGGGCGCGAACCUGUACUCCCUCAACUGGUGGCGCGGGUCGGAGCAGUUCUUCCAGUACAGCCCCUCCAGCGCCGACAAGAUCAUCGUGUACGAGUCCCCGGGCAUCACCGUGGACAAGGAGCUCUCGGGUCGCCAGGCCGUGGUGCUGCGGAACAUCUCCCACGCCUCCGCCGGCCGCUACAAGUGUGAGGUGUUGGCCGACUACCCGAGUUUCGAGAAGCACUCCGAGACCACGACGAUGAUGGUGAUAGACGUGCCCGCGCGUAAGCCCAAGAUGUCCCUGAGCCGCUUGCAGUGGUCCCCCGGCGAGGUGCUGAGGGCCAACUUCAUCACCCCCGCUGUCAGGCCGCCCUCCGACCUCCACUGGUACAUCAACGGCAAGAGGUGUCUCGCUCAGCAGCUCACACUUCAAGCCAGACACCAGCGGAAGCAUGUGAUUGUUUUGUUUCUGCCACGCUCAGUGUCUCGCUCAGCGGCUCACACUUCAAGCCAGACACCAGCGGCAGCGUGUGAUUCUUUUGUUUCUGCCACGCUCAGUGUCUCGCUCAGCGGCUCACACUUCAAGCCAGACACCAGCGGCAACGUGUGA
Molecule: messenger RNA, 1667 nt
Organism: Eriocheir sinensis (Chinese mitten crab)
Lineage: Eukaryota; Metazoa; Arthropoda; Malacostraca; Decapoda; Varunidae
Exons: 6
Coding region: 933-1667 (244 amino acids)
Source: RefSeq, a predicted model, not a curated record